Molecule: messenger RNA, 321 nt
Organism: Didymodactylos carnosus
Lineage: Eukaryota; Metazoa; Rotifera; Eurotatoria; Philodinida; Philodinidae
Source: the annotation of a GenBank genome assembly
AUGGGUAGUAUUCACAGUGCACGACGAACUACUACAGAUAAUACUUUUUCUGCCUUAACUGCUGCAAUUUCUGGACCAUCGGUAACUGUUGAUGGUAGUGAUUAUUCGGACGGAGAAGAUAACGAACAACAUGCUGACAUUGACAUGGAAAAUUUACUUUUAGAUGACGAUAGCAUUGAUCUAAGCGACGGUACAUCACCAUUGAACAAUCGUACGUCUCCAGAUCGAGAUGAUGAGCUUUCGGAUACCGAAGAGAGUGGAGGAUAUAAUGAAAUACAGUCAGAUGACGUCAAUGAUCCAUCUGUUACAGAAGAUAACUGA